AUGACGGCACCACCAGCAGACGACACCGCCGACACGCGCGAGGCUGCGCUGGCGGAACUGGGUGCCAAGGAACAGGCGUUCCCGGGCGACAUGGACGCGGCGUUGUCGGUGAUUCUUGCCGCGGAGCGAGAGAAGGAGAACGGCGCGGUGAAGUCGCCGGCAAACCCCGGCUCAUCUAGCACCCCUGACGCCGCUGGCGACGAUACUACAACCGAUACCCCGUCUAAGACCCUGGAGACUGCAGUGAAAGCGGUGCCCUCCACUGCGGACGCCACUGACAGCGACAGCAAGCAACGCGCCGACGCCGCCGCCGGCACCGAGAAGGCCGGCGCUUCCGACAAGCCUUCACUGGAUGAGGCCAACGACGGUUCCACCCCCACCAAUGCCGGCUCAGAAACGUCCAAUGCUGCCGAUGGUUCCGGUGAGGCCACUAAGGCUGACAGUAAGGCGGUGAUUAAGGUUGACGGCGACGCGAAGGAUGAGCUGAAAAAGGAGGCCAAGAAACAACCCAUUGAGGAGACUAAGGCGACUAAGGGGGAUGCCAAGGAGCAAACGAAGGCAAAGGAUGACAAGACUGAUACCAAAACUCCGCCUAAGACUAAUACCAAGACUGAUACGGGUGACACUAAAGAGGUAGUCAAGGUGGAGGACAAGGAUACCAAUGUUGAAUCCUCUGAUGACACUAAGAAGGAUACCAAGGCUGACUCCAAGCUUGUAACAAAGGCUAACGCCAAAGACGUCACAAAGGUUGACACCAAAGAGAUUUCCAAGACUGAAACUAAUGACAUCAAGGAUGACACCAAGGAUGACACCAAGGACGACACCAAGGAUGAGACCAAGAAAGAUAUCGAAAUCAAGCCUACGGACGAAUCUACGACGAAUACUGGGGACGAAGCUAAGGAGAAAACUGAGGAUGCCACGGGAAAGCCCGAAGCUACUAAGGAACCUGUCACCGAUAAUACUGCCAAGGUUGAACCUGCCGAACCCAGUUCGUCCAAUGACAGUGUGGCUAAAGCCAGUGACAGUGCAAGCACCACAACGAAAGAAGUUACCGAUGAUCUCCCCAAGACUUUGGACCCUUCCAUUGCUGGCGUCGUUGCAGGCACGGCAGACGGCGGUGAAGCCAGAGAAGUACCGGAUACUCCCAAGGAGAAUGGCCACGUCAAGCCCCCGCCCGCGCCAUUCAAAUUUCCUAAUGCAUUCACUGCCUUUGACGGCAAAGUGCUUCAGCACGUAUACGCCAUUGGCAAGCUCGAGUACUUGAUUGCCAAUCUCCAGGAAGCGGCUAGCCUCCCUACUGAAGGCGAUGAGUAUAACGUCAUCCUUCUACCGAUUGUGGCGUGCUUUACUCCCGGGGUGUUCUACAUUGCAGACGGCCCCCUCUCGCAAAGAGUCGACAUCGUGGCUCACUACAAGCUUUUCCGGAUGUCGCCUCCCCCCAACAUCAACGAUAAGCAGUUCACCCACAUCCCCUACGAUUUCCAGGACGUACUGGUGGUUCCGUUGGACGAUUUACCCCUGGAACUGAUGGCACAGAAAUGCUUACACCUCUACCAGUCGCUUUUGCAACAGGUGCUAGCCGCCUAUAAAAAGCGUUUGGCGCUGCAGUCGCUCCCCCCCGGGUACAUUGAAAGUGUGUCUAAACUCGUGGGGCUCCGACAAACUGACGUUGAUUGUGCCCCGGCGGAAAUUCUGCGAACGACGCUUUCACCCAACAUCCUCACCGACGACACCGCAGUGGAGGCGUUGCUCAUCGAUAACGACUUGAAAGGCGUGAUCACGAUGUGCCGCGGCGUCCGCGAGAUCUUGAGUCGCCUCAACCCCCGCAUCCAAAUGUACAAGACCCUGAGAGGCCAGCCGCCGCCGCUGGCGGUAUGGGAGGUGGUUGGCCUCACGCUCCGACUCAACGACUUGUACACGUGCGUCCGUCGCCUUGGGCGCCAGGUACUCAACGCCAAUCACGUCCACCUAGUCGACCAAAAGUUCUUAUUCCAGCUGAAAAACGGCGCCUACAUGCGCCAUCUGCUUCUGAAAGCGGAAGCCAUCUUUAACGGUAACCGUAAAAACGGUACCCUUGUGGCGACGUUGACCCGGGUAAUCCUGCGACACCAGGCCCCGUCAGGCUACCCCUGUGACCCGAAACUGGUGCGCGAUCUUGCCAAUUUCGUCAGCCAAGGGUGGUUCGCCGUCGACCAGGCGGUGCUGGCGUUGGACGAGUUCGUGACCUCGUGGGUGGCGGCGGAGCUUCGGUUCCGAGCCGCGUACAAUUUGCCCCGUCAAUACUUGAGUGAGAUCAGCAAAGACGGUGGUGGCCGUCGGGGCAAACCUCAACCGAGAGACGCUAAGUCGUCGCAAGCCACUGCCACCACUAAUGCCACUAAGCCCUCGGCACCGGUGGCCGCGGCUCAACAGUCGCUUGCCCCUCCUCGCCUGAGGUCGUCGCUGGUACUGCUGGUGGCACUGACAGGGCUGGGGCAGACAAGCCAGGCGCCGGUUCGCACCCCCAGAAUACCACCGGCGCUGCCGCUUCGAGGCAGCCCCGUGCCCCAGCUCGACCGGGUGGACUCAUCGCAGCUGUUGAACUCGCAAAACCAGGCUACCAGUCCUGCUCCGCCGUUGACUCGCACUCGCUCCAACUCGCUGCCAGUGCACAACCCGGCGACGCUGGGCGCGGCGGCGGCGUUGAAGGUGGCGCGCCUGAACCUGGUUCGCCGCAGUCCUGCUGCCAGCACGGUGUCGCCGACGCCUCAGCGCAAUCUGACGGUGUUCGCCCAGAGCUCGAAGAAUGUCCAGAAACAAUUGCUUGCAGUGGCAGAGGAGGACGGCUCGACGAGACUCAGUGCUCAACAAAGACUCCAACAACAUUUGCGGGCGGCGUCGAAGCUGGGGGCGCUUGUGACUCAGCAACGGGAGCCGUUGGUCCCGGUGACGUUUGACCCUGCCAACCCCAGCGAGUACCAGUUACGCCGAGAACGUUCCUCGAGCGAGAGUCCCGUCCCGCUGGGCAACGUUCCGCAAAACCCGCUUGCAUCAUCAUUACCUCCUGGAGGUAUCCCUCAAGGUUCCCUCAACUCGCUCCCGGAACUGGUCCUCCGCGAGUUUGGCCAGCCGACGAUGUUGGGCAAACCUACGAUGCGGGACGUCCAGACCCGCCGCAACACCGCUCGCAACUCUAAGGUGAUCCUGGAGGAUAUGCUUGAGGUCCAAUUCAGCGCGCUGCUGCUGGGUCUGGAAAGCACUCGGUCGUCAGCCCCGCUAGCCACCUCCGCCCCUGCCUCGCAGACGGUACUGGCUCUGGGGGAGGUACGUAAAGUGGUGCGGUUUACCGGGGUCCCCGAAUACUCGGAAGAAGAGGAUUUGCCGGCCAAUUACGCGCUGAAAAUCCUCAGAAACUUCGCCGUGAUUCGCCCGACGAACCAGCAACACCAGGCGUUCCGGAGGAAGGAGUCGCAGUUGAAGCGCGAGGAGAGUAUUCAGUGGCGCCACCAGUUGCACCAAGGCGAGUAA
Molecule: messenger RNA, 3507 nt
Organism: Diutina rugosa
Lineage: Eukaryota; Fungi; Ascomycota; Pichiomycetes; Serinales; Debaryomycetaceae
Product: protein phosphatase regulator
Exons: 1
Coding region: 1-3507 (1168 amino acids)
Source: RefSeq, a predicted model, not a curated record